GUUGGUGGGUUUUGGGUAAAAUCCGGUGCGGUCUCUCAAGUUCUCAACUCUCAACUCAAUGCUCGAAUCGAAGUCGUAAGGCUGAACUCUGGUGCGCCGUUUUGUACAAUUCAUUCACCUUCACUCGUACACUAUUACAGUUUGCGCCAAACGCCAAUGGACCCAAAUUAACCACUUUCUCUUCUUCCUCUUUCCCCCCAAUCCAAUACACACCACCAAACCAAACCCUUUCUAGGGUUUCGCCCAAUUCAAUUUCCCUCUAUCUUUCUUUCCUUCCUUUUUUUUUUUUUCAAAUCUCUGAUUAAGAAGAAAAAAGCUUCUGGCUUUCGACUCAAUAGCCAGCCGUGCACCCACUGCAUUACGUCGUCGUUUUCGGUUACCUUCCUCUCAGUUCAUUCCCCUGACUGCCCCACUCUUUGCUCGAGUGCUUGUUCCUCUGCCUCUACAUUUGGCCAAAUUUCACGCGGCGCUUGUCCAUCGGAAGCUUGAAUUUUGGGGAGCUUUUGGUUUGAGCUCGUUUUGAGUUCCUGGUUUUUGAGUGUUUAUCUUUAAUAAAUCAAGGUGUAUUAGGGAUUUAUUUUUUGGGUGGGGCUGGGUGGCGAAGAAGCAUUUUUAAGGUGGGAUGAGUAGUAUAUUCACUGAGACGAUACUUGCGGACAAGCUAUCCAAGCUCAACAGCACCCAACAGUGUAUUGAAACUUUAUCGCAUUGGUGUAUAUUUCAUCGGACCAAAGCAGAACAGGUUGUCAAAACAUGGGAGAAGCAAUUCCACAGUUCACAGAUGGCGGAGAAAGUUCCUCUCUUGUAUCUUGCAAAUGACAUCCUACAGAACAGCAAGCGCAAUGGAAAUGAAUUUGUCUCCGAGUUUUGGAAGGUUCUCCCCGCUGCACUCAAGGAUCUUCUUGAGAAAGGUGAUGAGCGUGGAAAGAAUGUGGUCUCCAGAUUGGUUGCAAUAUGGGAAGAAAGAAGAGUAUUUGGAUCCCGUGCACGGAGCCUCAAAGAAGUUAUGCUAGGGGAAGAAGCGCCUCCGCCUUUGGUGUUCAGCAGUAAGAAACGCACACGUUCUGUUAAAAUUGUAAAAAGGGAUUCUCGUUCCAUUAGAACGAAACUUUCUAUUGGAGGUGCUGCUGAAAAGAUAGUUUCAGCAUUACAUUUGGUGCUUAGUGAACAACCCAAUGAAGAUGCAGAGAUGAGUAAGUGCAAGUCUGCAGUCAGUCGUAUUAGGAGGUUGGAGAAAGAUGUUGACGUUGCCUGUCCUAAUACGAAGGAUCCAAAGCGAAAAACAUUUGCCAAGGAAUUGGAGGAGGAAGAAAAUACUUUGAAGCAGUGUAUUGAGAAACUGAAGUCAGUGGAAGCAAGUAGAGUAGCUCUUGUUUCACAGUUGAAAGAAGCUUUGCAUGAGCAGGAAUCAGAACUAGAGAAUGUUCGAACACAAAUGCAGGUAGCACAUGCACAGGCAGAAGAAGCCAUCAACAUGCGGAAGCGGCUGGAGGGUGAGGAUUAUGUAUCAAAACCAUCAAAUGCGGCCACCUCCUCUCCUGCUGAUGCGAGUGCAGCUGCAGGACAAACACCUAAGAAGUCUGCUGCAGCGAUUGCAGCUGAGGUUGCAGAUAAGCUUGCAGCUUCGAGCUCCUCUCAAUUAAUUAUGAGUUCUGUUCUCUCUACGUUUGCUGCAGAGGAGGCCAAGAAAGCUCAUCUCACAAAAGCUUCCACACCAUCAAGAUCAUUUACAUCCAUGCCCACAAGUUCGGGUGUGGACUCAGCUUCUAAACUAGAAAAACCUGCGUCAGUCUCAGAUCCUAAUAUAUAUGUGUCAGCACAACCGCUGACUGCUCCCCCUCCAAGCCAUUCAUACCAGUCAGUUUUAGUUCCCCAACCAACAAUGCAGAACCAAGCCUCAAAUUCUCAGGGUCAGUAUCACAUGCUUUCAAACCCAGCUUCCCAACAGUUCUUGCAGCCAUCCGGAGGGGUCAUGGUCCCAUAUGGUUAUAGUAGCAUUCCCCCCUUGCCUCCAGGACCCCCACCUCCCCCGCCACCGCAUAUGGUGAGUCCAAUGGUGCCUCUAACUCAGCAGCCAUUACAACUGACUCAGCAGAUGGCAAUGGCUCAGCCACCGCCAAUAACGCAGCAACCCCCAUCAACUCCUAGCUUUCGGCCACUUCAACCCCCAGGGAUUUUGUACUAUGGUCACCCUCAUCAUUCUCAGUUACACUAAUUCAACUUUGUAGACAGUAGGUAAGAUCAGUUUGACCAUGUUUUUAACCUUUUGACAUAAAGCAGUUUGUCGCGGUGAAAAUUUUGUUUUGUUAUUUUUUAUUAUAAUGAGAUAUAAAUUAAGAGGGUAGAAUAAUCUGAAUGCCUACCUCUAAUUUGUA
Molecule: messenger RNA, 2375 nt
Organism: Humulus lupulus (European hop)
Lineage: Eukaryota; Viridiplantae; Streptophyta; Magnoliopsida; Rosales; Cannabaceae
Exons: 7
Coding region: 623-2215 (530 amino acids)
Biological process (GO): mRNA 3'-end processing
Cellular component (GO): RNA polymerase II, holoenzyme
Molecular function (GO): RNA polymerase II complex binding
Source: RefSeq, a predicted model, not a curated record